Papaver somniferum (opium poppy) is the source of this 1756-nucleotide messenger RNA. RefSeq names its product cyclin-T1-4-like. Gene Ontology annotation, molecular function: cyclin-dependent protein serine/threonine kinase activator activity. Gene Ontology annotation, biological process: positive regulation of DNA-templated transcription, elongation; regulation of transcription by RNA polymerase II. NCBI's taxonomy places the organism in Eukaryota, Viridiplantae, Streptophyta, Magnoliopsida, Ranunculales, Papaveraceae. The record is from RefSeq and is a predicted model, not a curated record. The transcript has 6 exons. Gene Ontology annotation, cellular component: cyclin/CDK positive transcription elongation factor complex; nucleus. The coding region runs from base 153 to 1274 and encodes 373 amino acids.
UUAUAUUCGGAAACAGAAUUGGGAUUUUUUCCAGUUAUUUUCCUAGGGUUUUCUUCUUCGGUAUCUUAAAGGGUGUGUCUUUUGAAGGUUUUGCGAGGAGUUGAAUUUGUUCUUUCUGCUGGUUGACUGAGGUAUAGAAUUGAUUUGCGAUCAUGGCAAGAGGCACCCCUGGAUGGUACUUUAGUGAAAAUGAGAUAGAUGAUCAUUCACCUUCAAGAAAGGAUGGGAUUGACCUUGAGAAAGAGACAGAGCUGCGAAAAUUAUACUGUUCAUUUCUUCAGGACUUAGGCAUGAAGCUCAAAGUACCACAGGUUUCAAUAGCAGUUGCAAUGAUGUUAUGCCGCCGGUUUUAUAUGCGUCAAUCUCAUGUAAAGAAUGAAUGGCAGACAAUAGCAACGGUGAGCAUGUUUCUUUCAUGCAAGAUGGAAGAAACACCGCGCUUAUUAAUGGACGUUGUUGUGGCGUAUGAGAUUAUGUAUAGAACUAAACCUGCAGCCGCAGAAAGAAUCAAACAGAAGGAUGUUUAUAAUAAGCAGAAAGAACUAAUUGUAACGGCGGAGAGAGUUUUGCUAGUCACAGUUGCAUUUGGUUUCGAUAUUCAACUGCCUUACAAGCCCCUCGUUGUGGCUCUUAGAAGGAUGGAGAUUUCCCAAAAUGACGUUGCAAAGGUGGCAUGGAAUUUCGUGAAUGAUUGGCUGCGGACGACUCUGUGUUUGCAGUACAAACCUCAUUACAUUGCUGCUGGUUCAAUAUAUCUUGCUGCAAAAUUUCACAAAAUGAAGUUGCGUUCAGUUAAUGGGAAAGUUUGGUGGAUGGAAUUUGAUGUUGUCCCUCAGCGCUUGGAAGAGGUUAUACAGCAGAUGCUUGGGUUGCUGGAGAACAGAAAAUCAGUUGUGCCUUCCUGUCACAAGAACAGCACACAAUCUACACUAAUUAAAAAGGAAUUUCCAAACAGCACCAGAUCCAGCACUGCAAGUGGGUUAACAACAGGUGAUACUAAUGAUCAUGACCUUCGUGAUAACCCCAGUCUGCCCCACAAACACACAUGCGAAGCCAGAAGAGAAGACUUAAAACAGUUUCAGGCAAGCGAUUCUGGGAGCUCAGGUAGUAAUGUGGAAGACGGUGAUAGUAGAUUUAUUGAGGGCAAAGUGCUGGUUGAAUCUAUUCAGAUUGUGAGUAGUAUUAAGAGACCGCUUCCGUCUCUGGAUGUCUUAGUAAGAUCGAAAUGGAUCGAAUCAAAGAGGCAGUCAGGAAAAGGAAGCUUAACAGAGUAAAUAAUAAGAAAUUAGAAACGGAGGAGAAAGAUGGAGAUUAUGACUCAUUGAUAAUGAGGGGGCUUGAAAAUGGAUUAGAGAUGGAUCAUCCAUUGCUUGAAAAGAAACAGAAACGGGGAUGACAAAGAACUGAUAAACAGGUCUGACUCCAAAAAAUACAAAGAACUGGAUCUGAUUGAUGGUCUAAUUUAAUCGAUGAAGGCAGCUUAAACUAGUUGUCAAAUAAACUUCAUCAUCUGCCGUCGUGCUGGCCUUGUUGAACAAUCUCAUUAUCUCGAGUUCAGUGUUGCAUAAACUCAAAAGUCGUUCUGUAAUGUGAUUAUGAUCUAACUGUCUCCUUGUACAUAUGAUUAAGAUCCGCUCCACUAUGUGCUUGUAUAAAGCUUAUUACAAGCUCAGUCGAUUUUGUAAUUUUUAGCUGAUCUGUAACUAACUUGUUUAUCAAGUGGUUGGCUUACUUUUAACCAUUUGCUGUUUCUCCA